Molecule: messenger RNA, 6964 nt
Organism: Sarcophilus harrisii (Tasmanian devil)
Lineage: Eukaryota; Metazoa; Chordata; Mammalia; Dasyuromorphia; Dasyuridae
Gene: MTSS2
Product: MTSS I-BAR domain containing 2
Exons: 15
Coding region: 450-2684 (744 amino acids)
Biological process (GO): plasma membrane organization; cell projection assembly
Cellular component (GO): cytoplasmic side of plasma membrane; actin cytoskeleton
Molecular function (GO): phospholipid binding; actin binding
Source: RefSeq, a predicted model, not a curated record
CCCUCUCCCCGCGCCCAUGUGACGCCGGAGCCUCCUGGGCUCGGAUUACCGCCCCGCUCGCUCCCCGCCAGUCCCCGGGAUCGCCGCGCCGCGCUGCCCUGCGCCCCCGCCAGCUCCCUGCGCCCCCGGCCGCGGGAGAACGGACGCGGGCCGCUGCGGGGCCCUCCAUCCCGGGCCGGCCGCCUCCGAGGGGCGGAGCGGGACAUGGCUGCGGAGGGCCGGCGGCUGCGCGCGUCCCCGGCCCGGGGGGCGGCCGGCCGCUGAAGCCAGCGCGGCCAGAGGCGGGGGCGCCCGACCGGCCGCCCGCGGGGCCCGCCGCGCCCAGCCUCGCCGCAGCCGCCCCGGGACCUGCCGCGGCUUUUUGUUCCUCGGCCCUCGCCGAUUCGCGGAGCCCCGGGAGCCGCGCCCCCGGCCCGCCGGCCAGCCCCAGACCCCUCGUCCCGGCCGGCAUGGAGACGGUGGAGAAAGAGUGCGGGGCCCUGGGGGGCCUCUUCCAGGCCAUCGUUAAUGACAUGAAGAGCUCCUACCCCAUCUGGGAAGACUUCAAUUCAAAGGCCACUAAGCUGCACUCUCAGCUCAGGACCACCGUCCUGGCCGCAGUCGCUUUCCUGGAUGCCUUCCAGAAAGUGGCCGACAUGGCCACCAACACCCGAGGGGCCACAAGAGACAUUGGCUCAGCCCUCACCCGGAUGUGCAUGCGUCACCGAAGCAUUGAGACCAAGCUUCGGCAGUUUACCAAUGCCCUGUUGGAAAGCCUCAUCAACCCCCUGCAAGAGAGGAUUGAGGACUGGAAAAAAACCGCCAAUCAGCUCGACAAAGACCACGCAAAAGAAUACAAACGGGCUCGCCACGAGAUCAAGAAGAAAUCAUCAGACACACUGAAACUGCAGAAGAAAGCCCGGAAAGAGCUACUUGGGAAAGGGGACCUGCAGCCACAGCUGGAUAACGCCCUGCAGGACGUGAACGACAUGUACCUGCUGCUGGAGGAGACGGAGAAGCAAGCCGUGCGCCGCGCGCUCAUCGAGGAGAGGGCUCGGUUCUGCACCUUCAUCACCUUCCUCCAGCCUGUGGUGAACGGAGAGAUCACCAUGCUGGGGGAGAUCACCCACCUACAAGGCAUCAUUGAUGACCUGGUGGUGCUGACAGCUGAGCCCCACAAGCUGCCGCCAGCCAGUGAGCAGGUAAUCAAAGAUCUGAAAGGCUCCGACUAUAGCUGGUCAUACCAGACUCCGCCAUCUUCCCCCAGCAGCUCUGGCUCUCGAAAGUCCAGCAUGUGUAGCAGUGGGAACAGUGCAAAGGGUGGAGGCCCGUGGCCUGGCGGGUCCCAAACAUACUCACCCAGUUCCACCUGUCGCUACCGCAGCCUGGCGCAGCCAGCUAGCACCAGUACCCGCCUCUCCAGCGUCUCCUCCCAUGACUCCGGCUUCAUCUCCCAGGAUGCCGUGUACUCCAAGCCGCCGUCCCCGAUGCCCUCGGACAUCACCAGCCAGAAGUCCUCCAGCUCGGCGUCCUCCGAGGCCUCGGAAACCUGCCAGUCAGUUAGCGAGUGCAGCUCCCCAACUUCGGACUGGUCCAAGGCCGGGCCAUAUGACCAGCCAAUGGCAACCACUCUCCAGAGGAGGAAGGACCGAGUGGAACAUCUGAGGGAAGCAGAAGUGGGCCCGGGCAGUGGGGGCUACCCCAGCAUCAGUGGGGAGGAGGCACCCCGGCCCAGGAUGUCCCCUGCAACCAUUGCAGCUAAGCACGGUGAAGAGGUCUCUCCUGCUGCCAGUGACCUGGCCAUGGUGCUGACCCGUGGCCUGAGCCUUGAGCAUCAGAAGAGCAGCCGGGACUCCCUGCAAUAUUCAAGUGGCUACAGCACCCAAACAACCACCCCUUCCUGCUCAGAGGACACCAUCCCCUCCCAAGGUUCAGAUUACGACUGCUACUCGGUGAAUGGGGACGUGGAAGGCGAGGGGCAGAGCGAGUUCGACAAGUCUUCCACCAUCCCCCGAAACAGCAACAUCGCCCAGAACUACCGCCGGAUGAUCCAGACCAAGCGGCCGGCCUCCACGGCCGGCCUGCCCACGGGCAUGGCCCUGCCCUCGGGGGCCCCUCCAGGCGUGGCCACCAUCCGCCGCACGCCCUCCACCAAGCCGUCCGUGCGCCGCACUCUCUCCAACGCCGGCCCCAUCCCCAUCCGCCCGCCGAUCGUCCCGGUGAAGACGCCCACGGUGCCCGAUUCGCCCGGUUACGCGGGCCCCACGCGGGUGGGCAGCGAGGAGUGCGUCUUCUACGCCGAUGACGCCUCCUCGCCCCACGCGCCCGACUUCGCCAAGGCCUCCCCCAAGCGCCUGAGCCUCCCCAACACGGCCUGGGGCGGCAGCUCCCUGGAGGUGGCCGGCUACCCGGGGGCCGGACAGUCUCUCUCCGCGGAGGAGGCCGAGGAAGAGCAGCAGCUGGCGGCCAACCGCCACAGCCUGGUGGAGAAGAUCGGGGAGCUGGUGGCGGGCGCCCACGCCCUGGGAGAGGGCCAGUUUCCCUUUCCCACUACCUUAUCCGGCACCUCAGGGGAAGAGACGCCUCUCCCGCCCCCCGCCGCUUCCAGCGACCCUCCGGCUGAAGACAUGCUGGUGGCCAUCCGGCGCGGGGUGCGGCUGCGAAGGACCAUCACCAAUGACAGAUCCGCUCCCCGCAUCUUGUGAUCUUGCUGCCCCCUCCCCGCCUCCCAGCUAAGGGAGCCCUCGGGGUCGGACUGAGCAGCUGCGGCCGUGUGAGAGAGGAGUUAGGAGAGGAAAAGGAUCGGGAGCCACAUUCGGUAAAAAGGAAAAACAAUAAAGGAGAGAAAAAGAAAAGUUAAAAAAUACAAGGCAAAGCCACUUUAUGGAUAGAGACAGAAUUUAGAUUUACAAAUUUAAACAAGAAAAAACUUCUUUAACAAACCUUGGAAAGGUGGAGCCAUUAGGCCUUGAACUCUCCUGGAGUCUCUUUCGUACUCUGUCUCAGCCCCUCUGUUUCCUUCUCUUCUCCUCCUUGCCAGCCCUUGCCUUCUGCACAUCUUGUCCUUUCCUAGUGAGUGGUGGGGAAAGGUGUCCCGGGCCAGCCAUGGUCAGGGAAGAUGCCCAGCCAGGCCUGGGGUCAGCAGCUCGCAGCUCACACACCCCCAUAGACACUCACUCACACACUCAGUCACACACACACUCACUCAGCACCUCCUACAAAGGAAGGAAAUGACCCUGGGCUUUCUCGAACUCCGUUGUGUCCCUCACACCGUCCUCCGGCCGGGGCACCGGAACCUAGUGUGAGCAGCUGCUUGGUUCCUCCCUGUCCUGUUCUUGCCUUUCUCGUCUGUUCCUUCCCUCCUUCUCCAUGUCUCUGCUCUCUGGACCAUGAUGGCAAGAUAGCCAUGAUGGCAGGCUGAGGCCCGCCGGCUGGGGUCUUGGUACUCCACAGGAGGGAGCAGCACUCUUGGCCGGGGCCCACCCGGAGUCACCGGGAGCCUCUGUAGCAGUAGGCCCUGCAGCCUCGGGGACAGGAGCCCCUGGCACAAGUCUGUGGGAGGGGAGUGAGCGGGAGCAGUCCAUGGUCUAGCAGGGUCUUUCCAGGUCUACACCUUCUUCCCGCUCGUCAGAGGCAGUGGUGGGCAGUUCUUUCUGGUGGGGAAGGUGGGAGACCUGUAGGAGCUGAGGAAAACACUGGGAAAAAGGAAAGCGAUGUCCAGAGUGCUGUGAAAUGCCUCGGUCCACAGGGGCGGGUGGCGACGUCUCCGGGGGAGCCAGGUCUGGUCCGAGCACCUUGUGACGGAAACUCUGGUGGCACUUUUGGGUCAGUUUCGGCCGUCCGGUCAUCCCCAGGCGGGGUCGGGGGCUAGAGCUGUACAGAGGGUAUAUGUGUAGGGAGGGGUGGGGAUUAUUUUGUUAAUAUAAUAAUAAAAUGAAGGCGAUCAUACCUGGGUGAAGAUUGUGCGUGUGGAUGCGAGGCAUGUCUGUGUGAGUGUGUGACGGCUCAAAGCUGUACCUUUGCAGAGGGGCUGUGAGUGGGAGUGAGUGGGAGUGUGUGCUGUGCACACACGUGUGACAGAAGCAGCUGGGUUGUAGCCGUACGGGUCUUUGGCAGGAAAAGGGAAGUUGUGUUUGCAUUAGGAAGCCAGGGAGUGGCUGAUAUUCUCUCUCCAGUGUCUGGAGUUUGGCCCAAAUGGUCGGAAGGGCCUGGGGGUCUAAGCUGUAGACCCCCGUGUGGCCCGUGGCAGGGUUAGGGCAGCAAGGAGGCAGAAGGGAAGGGGGGUGAUUGUUGAAGGUUGGCUUUGACCCUCUGUUGCCAGAGGAGAUGCCAUCCGGGAAGACCCCCGUGCCAGGAAGCGGCGGGGGUGGUAGGGUGGGGUGGCCUUCCCUGCUCCCAUACAGUGCCAAAAUGUGGGCCCUCCUGUAGGGCGGGGGCAGGGUCUCAGGCCACGGGGAGAGGGGCUGCAGGCGCCCCCCCCCCUGUUCCACCACUCCAUAGUCUAAACAGGGUAAAAAGCAUGUGAGAUUAGGGCGAGAGGAGAGGUUCCUGUACCCAAGAGGAAAGUGUCCCAGGGGACCACCACUAUCUCUCAGAGGCAGGGUGGUCAAUGGGCUUGGGAAGGCUGGUUUUUCCAUGGGUGAGCUUCACUCCUGCACCGCCCUUCACCUUAGGAACCCAAAGACAUCUUUCUUGUGCCAUAACACAAAGGGGUCUCUGGAUUCAUGGCAGGAAAACCCAUUUCACCUGAAUUCCCUCCCUUUUCCAUUUGUCACUUCAAAUGACAUUAUCGGUGUCGGGGGCACAUUUUCUCAAGCUUCAGGGCGGGCUUGCCAGCCCCCCAUCUCAAGGGCCCCCAAGUGUUUCUGAGCUAGAACGUAGAAGAGCCGAGGGGAGCCUCGGGCUGGGGUCCGUGAGCUGCUCAGCUUGUGGAAGAGCCGCUUCCACUGGGGCCGGAGGCCAGUCACAUGGUGGUGACGCCGAGUAGCGUGUCCUGAGGACGGCACAGGGACAGGGUCUAGGGGGGCUCCCCGGGGCAGGAAAAAGCAUUGGGUGGGGGCAGUGAAGUUCACGUGUAAGCUGAUGGUUUGCGGUGGUGUGGGACGUGGCAUGUGUGGCGGGUUUGCAGCCAAUGAGUGUGUUUGGGGUGGGAUGGGGUGGGCUAGUGUGUAUGCUGGGGGAGGGAGGGUGUAGAGGAGCAGUUUUUUGGUGUAAAAUGGUGGGAAGUGUAAGGGGUUCCCUGUCCUCUGUGCCUUCCCUUUUCCCCUUGCUUCCUUACCCGGCAGGAAAGUCAUUGGACUGUUUUUCAGGGACUCCCAGGGGUCUCGCUCAGAGGAUCUUUGCUGCAGCCUGUGCAAAGACCCUGGCCCCAGCGCCAAAUUUUGGGUCCAAACGUGCUGAAGAAGGGAGAUUCAGGGAGGACGUGGGGAUGUCAAACUCUCCACUCUCUCCCAUUCUCCCUCUUGACUUUUGGGGUUGGGAGGGGGCUCAUUCUGUGACUGGGGGAGUCAAAUUCUCAGCCAUACAAAAUUUACUGCAGAACAGGGGAUUCCAGCUCUGACCUUGGCCUUGCAUUACUUUGCUACCUUUCGGGGUGUUCCUUGCAAACAGAGCAAUGAUACACCUUCCGGCGGCCCCCCUGCUUUCCUCUCAAAUGUCCAGGCAGUGGGAGUCCCUGUGAGGCUUCAGGUGAGGGCUCUGCUGGGAGGGCUGCUGAGCUACAGACAGGAUCAAUGCUCUCUUUGCUCUCUGCAGCUUCUACAGUAACACUUGCUCUUGCUCUUGCUCUUUGGCCCUCACGGGCAGGAGUAAGAAAUGCUCGCUCUCCCAGGAGAACGAGAAAAGGCCCCAUCGCCCUCCGCAUGCCAUGCUUUCCUGAAGGGAUGAGAGGACAAGCUGGAGGAGAAGGCGAUGGGAGGGAAGGAUGCGGAGCGGGACAGAAUCAGGAAGGCCGCAGGGCCUUUGAGGAAGCCCCCAAACCCUCCUCUCUAGGCUGAGCCCAUCAUAUCCCCACUGCCCCUGGAAGCGCCCUGGUGUUGUAUAUAAUGCUCCAAUUCUGCCCUUGUUUGUGGGCCCCUGCCCGGCCCUGUCCCGUCAUUAGCGAUUAGUGAUAACCACGUAGGUCCCGGCCCGCCAGCCCUCUCUGACUGGAGCCAACAAUACCGCCACAUAGACAAAUUUUUCUUUAGUUUGGGGAUUUGUUUGUUUUUAUUUUUCAUUUUGUACAGAGAAAAAUCCCUUUCAAAAGUGUCUUUCGACUGACGUAACUUUUCUGGUGCUGUUGUUAACCCGUUUCUUUUUUUUAAUUUAUUUUCCCUUUCUCCUCGUGCUCCCGUCUUCCCUUUGGCUCCCUCUCCUCCCUGCCCCCAGCCCUUCUCUCCAGAUAACGUUUCUUUUCCUUGGUUUGUUUGUUGGACUUUGGAUAAAUUCCCCCCCUUCCCCUCCUGCCCCACCCUCCGUGAUCCAGCCCUUGAGUUGAAUAGUCACUGCUACAAGUAACAAGCGCACUGUGAACACUCCAGUAUUAAUAAAAGCUGUACUGUAAUUAAUGAGCGCUCCGCGAGACUCCUGCCUGGCUUCCUGUUCCUGCUCCCGCCUUUGCCCCUUCCUGGCCGCCUUCUGCCUGACUCCGUCCUGCGCCCUUCCCUGAGCGGGGGCACACGCUUGGCCCCGGCUCCGGGAUUCACGCCAUCCGCUCCCACGCGAGGCACAGUGUUGGCUCAGGAGUCCGGAGCACCAGCCGGAGCACUCGCGAAAAGAAGGCGUCCUCUGGGAGCUUCACAGCAGAGCCGGGAUGCCCGCGGGGAGAGCAGGCAGGAGAGGCCGGGGACCUGGCUAAGGCCCCUCCCCUGCAGUCCCGGGCCAGCCUUACCUGCCACUGUUUAUAAAAAUGAGGUUGGGGGGGGGGGAGGAAACCGUCCCCAUAUUUGGGUUCCUGGUGCCUUCUACAAUGUCCAAAGUGGAGAAUUAAAGCAUUUAUUCAGCA